Molecule: messenger RNA, 1295 nt
Organism: Setaria italica (foxtail millet)
Lineage: Eukaryota; Viridiplantae; Streptophyta; Magnoliopsida; Poales; Poaceae
Product: peroxidase 1
Exons: 4
Coding region: 15-1094 (359 amino acids)
Biological process (GO): hydrogen peroxide catabolic process; response to oxidative stress
Cellular component (GO): plasmodesma; plant-type cell wall
Molecular function (GO): peroxidase activity; heme binding
Source: RefSeq, a predicted model, not a curated record
UCUCAUCAAUCACCAUGCCUAGUCGCUUUGCAUCACUCAUGAUGCACAGCAUGAUUUUCAGACUCCUCUUUGGACUUGUCCUUGCCCUAUUCCUACAAUCCUUAUCAGUGCUAGCCAAUCCAUUAGAAUUAGGACUACAAUCCUCAUCGUCAGGGCUACCCAAUCCAUCGGGGCUGAGGGUUGGAUUUUACCAGUACACAUGUCCGAAUGCGGAGGCCAUUGUUCGUGAUGAGAUGACCAAGAUCAUCUCUCAAGUCCCAAGUCUCGCUGGCCCGCUGCUUCGGAUGCAUUUCCAUGACUGCUUUGUGAAUGGUUGCGAUGGUUCAAUUUUGCUGAAUAGCGUAUGGGGAUUACCAUCCGAGAAGGAGGCGAUACCGAACCUCAGCCUGCGAGGCUUUGGCACGAUCGACCGCGUCAAGGCGAAGCUGGAGAAGGCCUGCCCUGGAGUGGUGUCCUGUGCUGAUAUCCUGGCUCUGGUAGCAAGGGAUGUCGUUGUACUGACGAAAGGGCCUCAUUGGGAUGUCCCAACUGGGCGUAGAGAUGGGAGGAGAUCAGUGAAGCAAGAUGCCUUGGACAAUCUCCCUCCUCCCUUCUUUAAUGCCGGUCAGAACCUGUACCAGUUCUUCAUCCCCAAGGGCCUUGACGCAAAGGAUCAGGUGGUUCUACUAGGGGGUCACACACUUGGGACCUCCCACUGCUCGCAGUUCGCCGACCGGCUCUACAACUUCAGCGGCACGACGAUGCCGGACCCGUCCCUGGACAAGCGCUACAUCCCGCGGCUGAAGAGCAAGUGCGCCAGCCCCGGCGACACGACGACGCUGGUGGAGAUGGACCCGGGCAGCUUCCGGACGUUCGACGCGAGUUACUACAGGCACGUGGCCAGGGGCAGGUCCCUCUUCACCUCCGACCAGACGCUCAUGAACGACCCCGCCGCCGGGGCCUACGUCCGGCGGCAGGCCGCCGUGGCCGACGCCGGCGCCUACCCGGCCGAGUUCUUCGCCGACUUCGCGGCGUCCAUGGUGAAGAUGGGCGGCGUGGGGGUGCUCACCGGCGCGCAGGGGGAGGUCCGGAGGCACUGCGCGUUCGUGAACUAGGAGAUGCGUGUGUAUAAAGAUGCCGGCGGUAAGGUAAUUUGUGUCGUGGGUGGAUCGUGAGGAGGGUUGCUGAUUAGUGGCUGAUUUUCUUGCAUGUGUAGAAAGAUUGCUGUGUUAAGUUACAGGGUGUGCAUGCGCCAUGUGUUCAUCAGUUCAUUUGUAAUAUUUUCAUGACAUCAAAUAAAACAGCUUUUGGUUUAA